Molecule: messenger RNA, 282 nt
Organism: Microthlaspi erraticum
Lineage: Eukaryota; Viridiplantae; Streptophyta; Magnoliopsida; Brassicales; Brassicaceae
Source: the annotation of a GenBank genome assembly
AUGCUUGAAGCUUCUCUAGAAAGCAGUAGCCCUCCAUUGCAAGAUCGAGAGAAGCUUUAUCUUCUUGCUGUUGGAUAUUACCGUACGGGAGAUUACUCAAAGAGCAGACAGCUCGUGGAGCGUUGCAUCAAGAUUCAACCUGAUUGGAGGCAAGCUUUGGUCUUAAAGAAAACCAUUGAAGACAAGAUCGCAAAGGAUGGUGUUAUUGGGAUAAGCAUCACAGCUACAGCCGUUGGACUCAUAGCCGGAGGAAUCGCUGCAGCCUUGGCUCGCAAGAAAUGA